AAAGAGAUUUUAAUAGGAAUAGUAUUAAACAUUCUUUCUUUUCGAAUACUGAAAUAGUACAUUUCUGCAGAUCCAAUGUAGAUUUCACCCUUGAAUAAAAGCAGAAAUACCUAAGAAGUAGACAAAUAAUGGAGAUUUAUCAGGUACAAUGAAAGUUGUGGGUUAUUGCGAUAAUCAAAUACAAAUCACACCAUCGUCUAUUAAUAACUAUGAUUUCAUAGCUCAUCUCCGUUUGCAAACAAUUUUCAUGAAGUAAGUAUCAUUAACCUUUAUCUAUAGUCCUAGAAGAAGAAGAAGGAAAGACAGUAUCGCAAUGAAUGACAAGCAUACCCAAAUAUGGGCCCAAACAAAGCCCCAAAGUUUGCACAAGAAUGCUGAUGCAUAAACGAUCAGCACCAAAUACGUGACCAAACACAUUCUUUGAAUCGGGCGAAAGACGCAGGGAUAAUCUUUGACGGUGACAGUGAAUUUUAGGCUUGCAACAGACUAAAUCAACGUGAAGAGUCCUUAUCAUUGAAUUUUGUAAAAUGGAUUUUUACAUCCUUCUCAGCCUUCUCUUUCUUGCUCUGAUGCCCGAAGUAUCAAUUGCAGAUCCAAACGUGACCGUAGCCCAAGGCAUGCUUGUGGGAAAAACUGUACAUUUUACAGAGGAGAACUUUAUUAAUGUCAAUAAAGAUUUUGAUAUUUAUCUGGGAGUACCGUUUGCGGAGCCGCCUCGUCGCUUCAAACCACCAGUCGCCAAACGGCCAUGGGAUGGGCCUCUUAAUGUGACGGAGUUCAAAGAUGCUUGCACGCAGCUUCCGAUCUUCGGGACCAUAAUGGAAUCAAUGUCCGAGGAUUGUCUCUAUCUCAAUGUCUAUUCUCCUAGCCCGAAGCCCACGAAUGCAACAGUUAUGGUAUGGAUCCACGGCGGAGGGUUCACUGCAGGGACAGCCAACCAAUACGAGUUUUACGGGGUUCCACUGGUCGCUGUCGGUGACGUCAUCGUGGUGACAAUCAACUAUCGACUAGCAGUCUUUGCCAAGUUCACCACAAAGGAUGCCGAAGCACCCGGUAACGUGGGGAUGUUGGAUCAAGUAGCUGCUCUUCAGUGGAUUCACGAUAACAUUGAAGCUUUUGGUGGUGACAAAGAUAGAAUAACACUAUUUGGAGAGAGUGCCGGUGGAGCAGCGGUCGAAUAUCUAACUCUAUCCAAACGCAGUCGAGGUUUAUUCAACCAAGCCAUCAUUGAGAGUGGAUCUACAGUUCCUAACUGGUCCUUUGAUCCGAGACCAGCGGAAAUGGAAGUCCAAGACGCCAAGAAUUUGGGAGAGGCCUUGGGCUGCGACACGUCACCUUCCUCAGCUUUGAUCGCCUGUUUGGAAACUAAGACUGCCAAUGAGAUUAUCAACAGUUCAUUACUCGCGUAUUCAUUCUGUCCUGUUUCUGUUGACGGUGAUUUCCUUGACGAUGAGCCAGCCAAUCUAUAUAAAAAUAAGGACUUCAAGAGGUGUCCUAUACUAACCGGUACCAACAGGGACGAAGGCACUCUCUUCCUCAUAGCUGUCUUUCCUACGGAUGCUCCCAAUCCACCUCGGCCAGAGGUUAACACUUCGGGUCUGGACGUAAUAAUCAGAUCCCUGAUGGUGACAUACGGCAUCACCGAGGAUAUCUUGAUCGCUGCUAUUCGUCAGGAAUACACGGAUUGGACCAUUGCAGAUAACUCUUCCGCCAACCAGAUGCCGUCCUAUAUAGAAUGUGCUGGAGACCAAGGGUUCUCCUGCCCUUCAGAUCAGUUCGCUAGAUACCAUGCUGGUGUGGGGGACACAGUGUUCAAGUAUUUCUUUACGCAUGAACCAUCAAGGUCUGUUUUUGAAGGGUUCCCGGGAUGGUUUGGAGCCGGCCACGCAGAGGAGGUUACAUUUGUGUUUGGAGCGCCCUUCAUUGAACAGCUCUCUGACAGAGAUAUAUACAUGCUGACAGACGAAGAGAAGACAUUGUCGGUCAAGAUGAUGAAGUCCUGGACUAACUUUGCCAAAUAUGGGGAUCCGACGUCUGGCGCUAACCCGAAUGAAGGGUUGGGCAGCUGGCCAUCUUUCACGGUUCCUGAGCUCUCUUACAAGGAGAUAUCUCUAGAUAUCGCUAAUAAUGGAGUAGGGAGGGCACUGAAGGCCAGGCAAUGCCACUUUUGGAAUGACUAUUUCCCGAAGCUCCAGAAAUUCAUCGCUUCCCAAUCGAUGGACGAUUUGUCGGACUGGCAAAACGAGUUCAAGAACUGGCAAAGUCAAAUGACUAACUGGCAACAAGCUUAUGAUGAAUACAAGGAAGCUCCAAAAUGCAACUAAUCUUACUUCUGGUGUUCUGCCUGAUUCUUGAAUGCAGGCUAACUCGGCACUAAGGACAGUCUUUUUUAAAUAUUGAAUGAUUUAUUCUCGAAUGCUUCCAAUUUAUUUCAUGUUUGAUAAACAAACAAAUCUUUUGUAACGUGAACGUAAUAAACACAAUUCUGAAAAAGUCCACUCUUCUGAGUUUUAGGACUUAUACAUGUACAAAAGUUACAAUAUAUUUCCAUAACAUGAUAUCAUUUCGUGAUAGACAGAUAUCCAAAUAAUCAAACAUAAUUCUUGCAGAAAUGAAGCAGUGUGUAUUCAUAUAAUUAUAAAUGCCUAUCCUACUUCGUAAACCCUCUCCCAUCCUCCAUUUCUUCUUGAAAUCUAAUGAUUUAUAUCACAGUCACACCAACGAGACCGACACGAGACCGGCAACAAACCGACCAUCAAAUUACAUUACUCUCAAUGGCAAAGAAGCAGUCCGUGUUGAGUCGGUAUAUAUAUGAUUUGACUGACGUAUUAGAGAAAAACAUAUUUUCGCUUUGAGUCCGUCUUUCAAAAGCCAUCGAUAUCAAGGUUUUUUGAUAGGAAAGUGUAGAUAAGUAGCUGUUGAGAUAAUGCUAGAAUGUUCAAGAGGAGAUAUUUAUUAAAACAUUUAGGGCUCAGCAAAGGUCCGGUGUAUAGUUUGCUCUUCAACUCUUGAAAUCUUUUACAAAAGUUAAAUAGGAUUUGUUGAUCUCGGUACUUUUAAUCAUGAUUACUUGUAAAUAGUCAUUACAACGAAAUGAAGACUCAUUAUAUUAUUUUCUUUCUUAAAAAGGUUUGUAUAGUUACAUUUUAUCAAACUAAAACCGUAUAAAAAAAUAGUAUGUCGCGCUUCAUGGUGUAGUUAACAAUUGUCGGUAGCUAAUUUGUUAAUUGUGUAGGUCGUACUAAUUUAGUUGUAAAAUAGGGGGAGGGGGUAGAUGUCAAAAUAUAUAACACGACAUUGUAGGAGUAUAUUGUACUGCCAAGAAUAGCAUUAUUGUUAAAAAAGAAGAAUGAUUGAAAUAAAGUAUUGAUCGAGAUAGCAA
Messenger RNA from Strongylocentrotus purpuratus (purple sea urchin), 3382 nucleotides. Its product is annotated as cholinesterase 1. Gene Ontology annotation, cellular component: plasma membrane. The coding region runs from base 528 to 2324 and encodes 598 amino acids. Gene Ontology annotation, molecular function: acetylcholinesterase activity. The record is from RefSeq and is a predicted model, not a curated record. Gene Ontology annotation, biological process: choline metabolic process; acetylcholine catabolic process. The transcript has 11 exons. Lineage: Eukaryota; Metazoa; Echinodermata; Echinoidea; Camarodonta; Strongylocentrotidae.